Messenger RNA from Asterias rubens (European starfish), 1098 nucleotides. RefSeq lists its product as uncharacterized. Bases 1 to 1098 code for a protein of 365 amino acids. The transcript has a single exon. The record is from RefSeq and is a predicted model, not a curated record. NCBI's taxonomy places the organism in Eukaryota, Metazoa, Echinodermata, Asteroidea, Forcipulatida, Asteriidae.
AUGUCGACACCCAAAGCUGUCACUAAAGUGAAAGAGCGCCGUCACAGCGUGAAUGUGACGAUGUCAGUGGUCCAUAAAACAAACCGGUCUGAAGACAAGAAACUGGAGAGACACGUCGAGCAUCUCAAACAGAAGGACCACGCCGACAAGGUGCGGCACUGCACCGAGGUCCGCAAGAUCGAGAAGGAACUUGAAUCCAUGCAGAUACAGGUCCAGAGAGCGAACCGCACUUUCACGAGAAAGGAGACAAUGGGGCGUGACGUCCCGUACAUGUUCGGCCAGAAGAUCGCCGCAAAUCAACCGCGCAAGAUCAGGCAGCGAAGCCAACGCGGUGACUCGGCUGCCGCGGCCCUAAACAAGGUCGCAAGUAACGUGGACCUCGGCGGGAAGAAUCGAUUCCGAUCGGCGGUGAUGGCCGUGUGUGUCGCUAAAGGUAUGGGGAGUACUGAUUCCUCCCCACAGGAUCAGGCCAAUGAACAAGAGUCAUCAGAAGGAAAAGUCAUCUCGGAGGAUAAGAUAACUUCUGGAGGUGGUGGUUUUACGACUACGAGAACGCGUAGUCGAACGCACCCAAUGGACAGACCCUUCACAAGCCCCGUUAAAAACUCAAGGCGUUCCUCGUCAUUCAUGCGUCCAGCGUCGACAUCUUUGGAUAGCAUGCGGACCAGCAAUCAAGGAAUCAAUCCCGCAAGAAGUGCCGGCAGACGGCACACCGUAGCGAGUCUUACACGCCCACAGUCACGCACGGACUCCCCAUCCCCGCCAUCGACUCUGCCGGACUUGGUGAGUGCUGCCCGUGCAACCAUCGUGCACGCUGCGGAGUCGGCUAAAGCCGCCUCGAUACUCAAACGGAGGGGCAGCGCAGUCAGCACGGUCACGGCUGCCGAGCGGGAGCUCGAAAGACGGCGGUCGAGUGCCGCGCUCCGCAUGCAGGAGAUCAAGACGGACUUGACGAGACGGGACGGGGAUCUACAGGAUCGGAUUAAACUUUUCAUCAAGACGGGCAUGCCAGGGGAAUCGCUUACCAAGUCACAUCGUCGACGGCUCAGUGUGUUGCCACUUGAAGUGCAUUCAAUGUGCUCGAAUGACUCCGAAUAA